GAACAAUGUCGCCGCACUCAAUUGUCCGUCAUCCAUUGCAAUUGCUCUCGGAAUUCAGCUUACCACUUCUUAUCGCUGCGUGCUCGGCUAGGCGCCAUUUGAAUUAUGGCCUCGAAAAGCGCCGAUGGCGCUGUGAUCGAAAUGCACGCUGACACGGUGUCACCGCUCGAUGAGAAUUCGACCCCGCAAAACGCAUUCUACUUGACCGAGCAGGACCCUGAAGAGUCGAAACGGCUGGAGAAGCAAGUCCGAUGGAAGACAGACUUACGUCUGUGUAGCAUUGCCGGUAUUCUGUGUAGUCUCAACCUACUCGACUCGGGCAUUCUCUCGUCGGCAUCGGUGACUAGUAUGCCCAGCGACUUGGAUCUGCAUGGAAACCGCUACUCAGCCUCGAUUUUCAUAUUCACGGUUGCGAGCAUUGUCUGCCAAUUGCCGUCCACUCUCGCAGUUCGCUGGGUCGGUCCCCGAGUCUGGUUCGCCGCGAUUACCUUCAUAUUCGGCCUGAUCACGUUAUGUACCGCCUUUAUUCAUACUUGGCGACAGAUGAUUGCGCUGCGAGUGUUGCUCGGAAUGGCCAUGUCAGGGAUCUAUCCAGGCUUGACUUAUCUCAUCAGCACAUGGUACCCACGCCGAGAACAGCAGGUCCGGUUCGCGGUUCUCCAGUCGGGUGAGGUGAUCGGGCUCGCGACAGGGUAUAUCGUGAACUAUGGUCUGAACCUGCUGGAUGGGAAAUCAGGCAUGCAAGGCUGGCGCUGGAUGUACCUUGUUCAGGGCUUGAUCACUAGCGUCAUUGGGAUUCUCACAUAUUGGUGGAUGGUCGACUUCCCGGAGAACGCUCACCGUAGCUUUCACUUCCUGAGCGAAGCAGAGGCACGUGUGGCUGCACAGCGGAUUCGAGCUGACCGUGAUGACAUAAUGCCUGAUGCUUUCUCGUGGAGCAAGGCUUUGGCCCCUUUCGCCGAUUUGAAGCUGUAUGGCUUUGCCUGCAUGUACUUCUUAUUGAAUCUUGUUUCAACGGCGCUGAACUACUUUCUGCCUAUCAUUCUCGAGUCAGGUAUGGGCUUUUCGAGCAAUGAUUCUAUCCUUCUCUCAACACCGCCCUACUAUUGGUCCGUACUUCCGGUCCUUUUCACGUCGUUCGUGGGCGAUUCUUAUCGCAUCCGGGGCCCGCUCAUCACCUUCAACGCCCUCUGCCUGAUAGCGGGAUUUCUUAUGUUUGGUCUACCAUCCUCGACGCAGGUCACUGUGCGGUAUAUCGGGACUUUCCUCGCUACCGGGGCAUAUGUCUCCAACUGGGCGGCUCUGAACGCAUUCAUGGCCAACAACGUCGUGGGUCAGUGGAAUCGCGCCUCCACUGCAGCCGCUGUAUCGGCGUGUAAUGGUCUGGGUGGUGUGGCGGGCAGUUAUAUAGUGCGACAGCAGGAAGCACCACGCUAUCAAACCGCCGUCUGGGUAUCUAUUGGCUCCCAUGUCCUCAUGAUUGUUCUAGUGGGUGUCUUCACGCUCUCUUUCUACUCGCUGAAUAGACGGCAGAAGAAAGGAAAGAUUCUUCAGAAUAUGCGUGGAUUCGGGUAUACAUAUUAGCAUAUAGAUCUCGGACGAAUCGAAGCAGAGCAUGGC
This is a messenger RNA of Aspergillus brunneoviolaceus CBS 621.78, 1620 nucleotides long. Its product is annotated as putative MFS transporter. Gene Ontology annotation, molecular function: transmembrane transporter activity. Lineage: Eukaryota; Fungi; Ascomycota; Eurotiomycetes; Eurotiales; Aspergillaceae. Gene Ontology annotation, biological process: transmembrane transport. The record is from RefSeq and is a predicted model, not a curated record. The transcript is spliced from 5 exons. Gene Ontology annotation, cellular component: membrane. Bases 106 to 1584 code for a protein of 492 amino acids.